Alternaria atra is the source of this 594-nucleotide messenger RNA. RefSeq lists its product as uncharacterized. The record is from RefSeq and is a predicted model, not a curated record. NCBI's taxonomy places the organism in Eukaryota, Fungi, Ascomycota, Dothideomycetes, Pleosporales, Pleosporaceae. The transcript is spliced from 3 exons. The coding region runs from base 1 to 594 and encodes 197 amino acids.
AUGUCCCUUCCGCAAACCAAAUCAGCGUGGCUGAUGCUUGCCAUCUCCAGUGGCGCUUGUGCAGCUUUUAAUGGCGUGUUCGCAAAGCUCACAACAACAGAGCUCACAGCCUCCUGGUCAAGCUCCAUAGCCCUCUCAUUUGGGCUGAGUGCUUCUAACAAGAUUGUUGAAUAUGCGAUACGAGGUCUCUUUUUCGGCAUGAACCUCCUCUUCAAUGCGAUCAUGUGGGGGCUUUUCACACGCGCCCUUACUCUCGCUUCCUCCACCGUGCGCGUCAGUAUCAUAAACACGUCUGCGAACUUCAUCGUCACCGCCGUCCUCAGCUUCAUUAUCUUCAGCGAGAAUCUACCGGGACUGUGGUGGCUCGGUGCAGCCAUGCUAGUAGCUGGGAGUGUGAUUAUUGGAAUGAGGGAAGAGACGGAGAAGAAGAGUGUGGUAGCUACAACGGGAGAGGCCCCACUUCUCGACCGUGAUGGCGAUGCGAACGCCGAGGGCUUCAGGGACGACGAUGACGAAGGCGAGGAGAGAGUCGAACUCAACAGUGUGAAGAAUACAGGAGGAGACAGUAGCGACGAAGACGGUGUGUUGAAGUAG